This is a messenger RNA of Megalops cyprinoides (Indo-Pacific tarpon), 1378 nucleotides long. Its product is annotated as terminal nucleotidyltransferase 5C-like. Gene Ontology annotation, molecular function: RNA binding; poly(A) RNA polymerase activity. The coding region runs from base 132 to 1313 and encodes 393 amino acids. The transcript has 3 exons. Gene Ontology annotation, biological process: mRNA stabilization. The record is from RefSeq and is a predicted model, not a curated record. NCBI's taxonomy places the organism in Eukaryota, Metazoa, Chordata, Actinopteri, Elopiformes, Megalopidae.
GUUUUCACGUGAAUGAGUCCAGAAGGAAAGACCUGCUGACCGUCGACCCUCUCGGAUCUUUACUGGUGGCGAUCAACAUCGACGUGUAUAACGCUUUCAGUUUAUUGGCAAUUUGGACGCAGCUCGUGAGGAUGACAGAGCUAAGCACUGACCGCAGGUUUCACAGCCUCACCCCGGAGCAGGUGGAAACCUUAGACCAGGUCCUGACUGAGGUCAUCCCCAUCCACGGGCGGGGCAACUUCCCUACGCUGGAGGUGAAGCCGAAGGAUAUCAUUCACAUGGUGAGGGACAAGCUGAUGGAGAAGGAGAUAAAGGUCAGGGACGUCCGCCUCAAUGGUUCCACCGCCAGCCAUGUGCUGGUCAAGGAGAAUGGCACUAGUUACAAGGACCUGGACAUCAUCUUUGGAGUGGAGCUGCCCAAGCAGGAAGACUUCCAGAUCAUCAAGGAGGUGGUGCUGCGCUGCCUCCUGGACUUCCUGCCCAGUGGUGUCAACAAGGACAAGAUCACCGCCCUGACCAUGAAGGAGGCUUAUGUGCAGAAGAUGGUCAAAGUCUUCACAGAGCAUGACCGCUGGAGCCUGAUUUCACUGUCUAACAACAGUGGCAAGAAUGUGGAGCUGAAGUUUGUCAACUCCUUGCGCCGGCAGUUUGAGUUCAGUGUGGACUCUUUCCAGAUCAUACUGGAUCGUAUGCUUGAAUCCUAUCUGGAGGCUGAGAGGAAGCAAGGGCUUUGGAAAAAGAAUCCAGAGGUGGUGGCAGAGAGCAUGUAUGGGGACUUUGAGCAGGCCAUGGACCACCUACGCUACCGGCUGAUCGCCACGCGCAACCCCGAGGAGAUCAGGGGCGGGGGGCUGCUCAAGUACAGCAACCUGCUGGUGCGGGAGUUCAAGCCGGCCAGCGAGACGGAGAUCAAGACCCUGGAGCGCUACAUGUGCUCGCGCUUCUUCAUCGACUUCCCCGACGUCAACGAGCAGCAGCGCAAGAUCGAGUCCUACCUGCGCAACCACUUCAUCGGCGAGGAGAAGAGCAAGUACGACUACCUGAUGACCCUGCGGAGGGUGGUCAACGAGAGCACAGUGUGCCUGAUGGGCCACGAGCGCCGGCAGACCCUCAACAUGAUCACCGUCCUGGCCCUCAAGGUGCUGGGUGAGCAGAACAUCAUCCCCAACACCACCAACGUCACCUGCUACUACCAGCCCGCGCCCUACAUGGCCGACCACAGCUUCAGCAACUACUACAUCGCCCAUGGCCAGCCACCCCUCUUCUACCAGCCCUACCCCCUGCACAUACACAUGCAGACUGGCCUGGUGUAGUAUAAGGCAAGAGGGCGAGAGCAGGAGACCGCCAACAGGAAUAAGAAUGCCAUUCUGCAACAAAA